Molecule: messenger RNA, 1212 nt
Organism: Benincasa hispida (wax gourd)
Lineage: Eukaryota; Viridiplantae; Streptophyta; Magnoliopsida; Cucurbitales; Cucurbitaceae
Product: expansin-A4-like
Biological process (GO): plant-type cell wall organization
Cellular component (GO): extracellular region
Source: RefSeq, a predicted model, not a curated record
CUUUCUUCUCUUCUAAACCCACAAACCCCACUUUUCACUACAUUUUCAAAUUAUAACCGUUCUUAAUAUCAUGGCUUUUUAUUCACUAUUUUCCUCUCUCCUUCUUCCUCUCUUCAUCUCUUUUCGCUUUGCUUUUGCGGAUUACGGUGGUUGGCAGAGCGGCCACGCCACCUUUUAUGGCGGCGGUGACGCAUCUGGUACCAUGGGAGGAGCUUGUGGGUAUGGAAACUUGUACAGCCAAGGAUAUGGAACGAACACCGUGGCACUGAGCACGGCACUAUUCAACAAUGGGCUAAGUUGUGGGGCUUGCUUUGAAAUGACUUGUACAAAUGACCCUAAAUGGUGCCUUCCCGGAACUAUCAGGGUCACUGCCACCAACUUUUGCCCUCCUAACUUUGCUCUCCCUAACAACAAUGGCGGCUGGUGCAACCCACCCCUCCAACACUUCGACAUGGCUGAGCCUGCCUUCCUUCAAAUUGCUCAGUAUCGAGCUGGAAUCGUCCCCGUCUCUUUUCGUAGAGUACCAUGUAUGAAGAAAGGUGGAGUGAGGUUCACAAUCAACGGCCACUCGUACUUCAACCUCGUUCUGAUCACGAACGUCGGUGGUGCAGGCGACGUUCACGCCGUGUCGAUAAAGGGGUCUCGAACCGGAUGGCAAGCCAUGUCUAGAAAUUGGGGCCAAAACUGGCAAAGCAACAACUAUCUCAAUGGCCAGGGCCUUUCCUUUCAAGUCACUCUCAGCGAUGGUCGCACUCUCACUGCCUAUAACCUCGUCCCUUCCAAUUGGCAAUUUGGCCAAACCUUUGAAGGCCCUCAAUUCUAAACCAUCAACCAUUACUACUACAACUACUACUACUUUAAAAACAAAACACACAAAACAAAUAACAAUAGAACGAGAACGAGGAUCGAGAAUCGGGGCGCAUUGUUUCGCUUUCUUUUUUAAGUUUUUUUGAAAAAGAAAGAGAACGUUUAAAUUUGGUGUUUUUUUCCCUUUUUUUACAUCUUUUUUGGUUUGAGUGUGUGAUGUUUAUUUUUUCCUUCAAAAGAGGUCUUGGGAGAAGGUAGGGAGGGAUCAUAAAGAGGGGGUUAUAUGCAUGAAAUUGCCAUAAUAAUGGCACCUUUGUUGCUGUGGUGUUAUAAUCUGGCACCCGCUAGGCUUUCACAUUUAUAUAUAUAAAUAUAUAUGAUAUGAUAUGAUAUAUAUGAUGAUAA